Messenger RNA from Microthlaspi erraticum, 540 nucleotides. The record is from the annotation of a GenBank genome assembly. NCBI's taxonomy places the organism in Eukaryota, Viridiplantae, Streptophyta, Magnoliopsida, Brassicales, Brassicaceae.
AUGGAUCAUGAUCACAUGCAUGACAUGCCUCCACCAUCAUCAUCAUCAUCUUCCAUGAUGAACAAUGGAUCUAUGAGCGGAGGAGCAGGAGGACAGCAGCAGAUGAUGAUGAUGCACAUGACUUUCUUUUGGGGCAAGAACACGGAGGUUCUCUUCUCCGGUUGGCCGGGAACAAGCUCCGGCAUGUAUGCUCUUUGUCUCGUCUUCGUCUUCUUCCUCUCCGUCCUCACCGAGUGGCUUGCUCACUCCUCUCUCCUCCGUGGCACCACCGGAGAUUCGGCUAAUCCCGCCGCCGGACUCGUCCAAACAGCCGUGUACACCCUCCGUACCGGCCUCGCCUAUCUAGUCAUGCUCGCCGUCAUGUCAUUUAACGCCGGCGUGUUUAUCGCCGCCCUCGCCGGUCAUGCCAUCGGUUUCAUGUUGUUCGGAAGCAUAACUUUCCGGAAACCUCCCGGUGACCGGAAAACUGACGCUGUUCCUCUAUCAGUUUCACGCUACCAACCCUUUGAAGGAGUUAAAGAAGGAGUGUCUCCAAGAUAA